Molecule: messenger RNA, 1602 nt
Organism: Abrus precatorius (Indian licorice)
Lineage: Eukaryota; Viridiplantae; Streptophyta; Magnoliopsida; Fabales; Fabaceae
Exons: 6
Coding region: 1-1602 (533 amino acids)
Source: RefSeq, a predicted model, not a curated record
AUGAAUUUAAAUUUAUCACUUUCACAACAAAAUGAUAGGACCCUUGUGAGUCGUGAUUAUAAUGAAGGAGUUAGGAAUGAUGCUGAUGAAGAUAAUGAACACUCAGAUUAUGAGAGUUACACUGAUGGAGAUGAUGAAGCAGAAAUUUCGUUAGGCAGUUCUUCUUCUACUGAUGUUGAAGGCGAGUUUAAUUCCAACUUACAUAUACAAGUAACCGAAAAUGUAGGAGAAGAUACUGUAAUUCCUUUUUGGAAUGUUACUCCAAAGUAUAAGUAUAUUAAUUGGGAAUAUCCUGAUCAAGAAAUGGAUGAAAAACAUCUUCAAGAAGUCAAAUCGUGGGUUGAAGGAGAUCCUUUAUUUGUUGGCUUAUAUUUUGACAGAAUGGUCAACGAGGAACCGUCGGUACAUAUUUCAUUGAUACAAGAGCAAAUAUGUGCUCAGUUUGGAUAUAAAAUUUCAUAUAAAAAAGCUUGGAAGGCAAAGCAAAAAGCCAUUGUUAAAGUAUUUGGUGAUUGGGAUGAAUCAUAUGCUACCUUGCCUCGUUGGUUAGAAUACAUGCAAUUAAAUUCUCCUGGAUUUGUUUAUAAACUUGAAACAAAAGAGUAUGUGGUUGGUCAUCAAGUGAAUAAUAGGUAUAGAGUAUUUGAACGACUAUUCUGGUCAUUCGAACAAUGUCAUGAGGCUUUUAAAUUCUGCAAACCUAUAUUACAAGUGGAUGGGACGUUCUUAUAUGGUAAGUAUCGUCAUACGUUGCUAAUUGCAACAACUCAAGAUGGAAACAAUUGUGUUCUUCCAGUAGCUUUUGCAAUUAUUGAAGGAGAAACACUGUCAGCAUGGGAAUGGUUUUUGGCAUUGAUUCGUUUGCAUGUUACCGAUAGAGCAGGAAUUUGUUUGAUAUCAGAUAGACAUCAAAGUAUAAAAGGAGCUGUGUCAAAUCCACACAUUGGGUGGCAACCUCCAAAUGCGUAUCAUGUAUAUUGCAUUCGUCAUAUUGCCAGCAACUUUAAUCAUCGGUUUAAGAAUAUAGCAUUGAAGAAAGAGCUCAUCAAAUUGGAUAUAGAAAGGUGGAUUGAUAGUAUAUCAAAAGAGAAAUGGGCAUUAUCUUAUGAUGAUGAAGGACAGCGUUAUGGACAUAUGACUACAAAUCUUUCAGAAUCAGUAAAUAAAGUGUUUAAAGGUGCUAGAAACCUGCCCAUAUGUGCACUAGUUAAAGCCACCUAUGGACGAUUGGUUGAAUAUUUUGUGAAGCGUGGAGAAGAGGCCAUGUCUGACCUUCACAAUGGAAGCAUGUUUUGUCUCGCUUGUAUAGCCGUGAGUAUCAAUUUUUGGCAAUAUGUGGAUCCUGUUUAUUCAAUGCAAUAUGUUGUAAAUGCAUACUCCCCACAGUGGAAGCCCCUGGGAAAUGAAUGCAACAUCCUUACAAACUGCGAAUGGAAGUUAAUGCCUGAUGUUGACAGAGCAAGAGGUAAAGGCCGACCAAAAUCAACUCGCAUUAGGAAUGAAAUGGACUGGGUUGAGUCACAAACUAGACAAAGGUGUUCCAAGUGUAACGAAGUAGGUCACAAUCGAUGUCAUUGUCCUCAACAAAACAAUGUUGGUUAA